UGCGGAGUGAACACAGCUUCUAGAGAGGGAGAAUCGCAGACACCGAGGAACACAAGGCCGUUUCUGUUGACACCCUUGUGAGGGGGGGGGCAUCUCAACGUCAAGACGGUAUUGAGGUUUCAUGCAGUUCUCUUUUAUGAGAGUACAUUAUCCUAAGAAACAAAUCAUUUGGAUCUGAGUGUGUUCCCGUGAACAACCAGGGAUGUAAACACUGGACAAGAACAAUUCAAAUGCACAGGGCCAUACACAGACACAAAUUCGCGCUGUGAUUGACAACGUUCCACUUCCUUUUAUGUUGUAUUUUCUAAACAAGGAAUGACUUGUUCUCACUGGAUUGUUUGAUGGGGCUUCUAAGGAUCAUGAUGCCGCCAAAGUUUCAGCUUCUGGCGCUUUUGGCAUUCGCAGUGGCCAUGUUCUUCUUGGAGAACCAAAUCCAGAAGCUGGAGGAGUCUCGGGUGAAGCUAGAGCGGGCCAUCGCCAGGCACGAGGUGCACGAGAUUGAGGAGAGGCACACGCAGGAAGGCCUGCGGGAGCGGGAGGCCCCCUUGGCGGCCGGCAGUGAGGACAUGGUCGUCAUCUACAACCGCGUGCCCAAGACGGCCAGCACCUCCUUCACCAACAUCGCCUACGACCUGUGUGGCAAGAACCGUUACCACGUGCUGCACAUCAACACCACCAAGAACAACCCGGUCAUGUCCAUGCAGGACCAGGUGCGGUUUGUGAAGAACGUGACAGAGUGGGGGGAGAUGAAGCCGGCGUUCUACCACGGCCAUGUCUCCUUCCUGGACUUUACAAAGUUUGGAGUAAAGAAGAAGCCCGUCUACAUCAAUGUGAUCCGCGACCCCAUCGAGCGCCUGGUGUCCUACUACUACUUCCUGCGUUUUGGGGAUGACUACCGGCCCGGCCUGCGGCGCCGGAAACAGGGGGAUAAGAAGACCUUUGAUGAGUGCGUGUCGGCGGGUGGGUCCGACUGCGCCCCGGAAAAGCUGUGGCUGCAGAUCCCCUUUUUCUGUGGUCACUACUCCGAAUGCUGGAACGUGGGCAGCCACUGGGCCUUGGAGCAGGCCAAGUAUAACCUGGUCAAUGAGUACCUGCUGGUGGGGGUGACUGAGGAGCUGGAGGACUUUGUGAUGAUGCUUGAGGCGGCGCUGCCGCGCUUCUUCAGGGGCGCCACUGAGCUCUACAAAACGGGGAAGAAAUCCCACCUGAGGAAGACAAGUGAAAAGAAGCCGCCCACCAAGGAAUCCAGCGCCAAGCUGCAGCAGUCCGCCAUCUGGAAGAUGGAAAACGAGUUCUACGAGUUUGCCCUGGAGCAGUUCCAGUUUGUCCGGGCUCACGCCGUCCGGGAGAAGGACGGGGAACUCUACCUGCUGGCUCAGAACUUCUUCUACGAGAAGAUCUACCCCAAAAACUAACUAGCGCACAUGAAAGAUGGACCAUUCCUCUAGGCUUCAUGCCGUAGUCACACACACUGGGGAGAGGACAGGAGAGGAUGAAAACCUAAGAUCAUCAGUGGAUCUGUGGAACUGUCUGUGUUAGACGUUGUUAGCAGUUUCUGAAUGUCGCCCGCUUCACUGACUCCUCCGCCUCCAUAGUAGCCGACAGAACCAGGAAGCUGCCUCUUCCUGGUGCGAGAGUGCCAAUAGGGCAUGUUCCCACCAGCAUCUAAGUUCCAGGACUACCUUUCUCCUUCCAGGUGAAAGUUCACAGGAGUGAUUUGCUUGACAGACACAUGGCAGGAGAUGAGUCUACUUGGCAGCUGGCCAUGUCCCUUUACUUCUGGUCACAUGAUUUGUAUUUUCCGUCCAGAGGGCAGGUUUUUAUUGGCUUGUUCUGUUUGUUUGCAUUUUAUUUGUAUUUUCAUUCUACUUUACUGUCACCGUCUAUGGGAACAUUGUCGCUCCACUUUUUAUGUGUUGUAACCGUCUAAAAUUAAAAGUCGACUACAAUGUUAUCUUGGAGUUUAUCUAUAUGAAUUGAAGACUUUUUUACCAAAUCUAAAUUCUGUGGCCUCCAUAGACUUGGGUGGCUGAUCACGACUGUGGUACUACUAUUCAGUGUUUUAUACUGUACUUAUUUACUUGUUUUCAGACUCUUUGACCCAGUUGGAUUAUUGCUAGGUGGAAUGUGAAGUGUUUACACAUGAUGUAAUUAAACUAUGGAAGAAGACAAUUCA
Messenger RNA from Oncorhynchus nerka (sockeye salmon), 2176 nucleotides. Its product is annotated as heparan sulfate 2-O-sulfotransferase 1-like. The coding region runs from base 342 to 1415 and encodes 357 amino acids. The transcript is spliced from 7 exons. Gene Ontology annotation, cellular component: membrane. Lineage: Eukaryota; Metazoa; Chordata; Actinopteri; Salmoniformes; Salmonidae. Gene Ontology annotation, molecular function: heparan sulfate 2-sulfotransferase activity. The record is from RefSeq and is a predicted model, not a curated record.